Apiotrichum porosum is the source of this 4173-nucleotide messenger RNA. RefSeq names its product eukaryotic translation initiation factor 3 subunit A (gene TIF32). Gene Ontology annotation, cellular component: eukaryotic translation initiation factor 3 complex, eIF3e; multi-eIF complex; eukaryotic translation initiation factor 3 complex, eIF3m. Bases 1 to 4173 code for a protein of 1390 amino acids. The record is from RefSeq and is a predicted model, not a curated record. Gene Ontology annotation, molecular function: translation initiation factor activity; mRNA binding. The transcript has 10 exons. Lineage: Eukaryota; Fungi; Basidiomycota; Tremellomycetes; Trichosporonales; Trichosporonaceae. Gene Ontology annotation, biological process: translation reinitiation; formation of cytoplasmic translation initiation complex.
AUGGGCGGUGCGCACCGCCCACAGCGCGCGCCCAUACACCGACGACAAAUCAGUCCGGCCCAACCCACCACCACUUUAAACCACCACCAUGCCCCCGUUUACGUCAAGCCUGAGAACGCCCUCAGGCGUGCCGAGGAGCUCCUUGCUCUCGGUACCACCCAGUCGCAGGCCCAGGCCUUCGAGUUCCUCUCCGAGGUCUUCCAGUCGAAGCGCUUCAAGCACACCCCGAUCCCCACCCUUGAGCCCAUUGUCCUCAAGUACAUCGACCUCUGUGUUGCUCUCCAGCGUCGCAACGAUGCCCGCGAGGCCCUUGUCCAGUACAAGAACGCCGCUCAGAACCAGAACGUGGCUUCUAUCGAGAAGGUUCUCCUCCACUUUAUCGAGCAGGCCGAGUCGCGCCUUGCCGCUGCCACCAAGGAGGCCGAGUCCAAGGUUGCCGCUCUCCCCGCUGCCCCCGCCGAGACCGAGGACGACGACCUCCCCCUCCAGCCCGCGACCAUGCUGUUCGAUGCCUUUAUCGACAGCGCCGGUGACCGUGAGCGCAUUGAGCGCUCCCUGAUCGCCCCUGCCCAGAAGCUUUGCUGGGACGCGUACGAUGUCUCGCUCGACAUUGCCAAGGGCAACGACCGUCUCGAGGUCAUCUACCAGCAGAUUGCCCACCGCGCCUUUGCCUUCUGCAAGGAGCACCAGCGCAAGUCGGACUUCCGUCGUCUCUGCGAGCAGCGCCUCCGCAAGGACCUCGCCAACGCCACAAAGUACGGCCACCAGCAGCACGCCGUCAACCUCGCCGACCCCGAGACCCUCUCGCGUCACCUCGACACUCGUUUCCUCCAGCUCGAGACCGCCGUCGAGCUCGAGCUCUGGCAGGAGGCCUUCCGCUCGGUCGAGGACGUUCACGGUCUCGUUGCCGGCAAGAAGGGCGCCAAGCCCUCGAUGAUGGCCAACUACUACGAGAAGCUCACCCAGAUCUUCAAGGCUGAGGGUGGCAAGCAGACUGCCGUCUUCCACGCCGCUGCCUGGGCUCGCUACUACCAGUACGCCGAGCGUGCCGGCACCGUCUCGGACCGUGCCCCCGCCGCUGUCCUUCUCUCGGCCCUCGCUGUGCCCCUCGGUGACGUCGAGACCAAGCAGCGUCUCGUUGCCCUCCUCAACCUCCCCAAGAUGCCCACUCGCCAGGCUCUUGUCCGCGACGCCGCUGCCAAGCACCUCAAGCGUGUCCCCGCCGACGUCCGUCAGCUGUACAACGUUAUCGAGGUCGACUUCCAGCCCCUCAAGGCUUGCAAGCUCCUUGCUCCCCUCGUCGCCAGCCUCCCUGCCGACUUUGCCGCCUACCUCCCUGCUCUCCGUGACGUUGUCCUCUCGCGUCUCAUCCAGGAGCUUUCGCAGGUCUACGAGACUGUCUCGCUCUCGCAGGUCCUCAACCUUGUCAAGGCCUUUGACAACGGCCCCUGGGCCACCGACAUGUCGGCUCUUGAGAAGUUCCUCAUGACCGCCUCGCGUCGUGGUGACAUCAACGCCACUGUCGACCACGUUGCCAAGACUGUCAACUUUGCCGCUCCCCCCGCCGACCUCAACCGUCUCUCCAACCUUGCCCUCUACCUCCACAACGCCAUCCAGUUCCUCAACCCCACCCCUCAGGUGUCGCGUGCCGAGGCCUUUGCCGCCGCCAUUGCCGAGGCCGAGGAGGAGCACAAGCGCAACGAGCACCGUCGCCUCAUUGUCCAGAAGCGUCGCGAGCUCAUGGAGGAGGCCAACCUCCGCCGCGAGCGCGAGGAGUCGACCGCCAAGGCCGAGCGUGCCAAGCAACAGGCCGAGGAGAACGCCCGUCUUGCCAAGGAGGCUGCCCGCCAGGCCGAGGUCGACCGUCUGCAGCGCCAGAUGGAGGCCACCCGUCGUGAGGAGGCCCUCAAGCUUGCCGAGCAGCUCGCCCAGAAGUCGUCGCUCAAGAUUGACAUUUCGACCAUCAAGGACGACGAGCUUGACACCACCAAGAUUGUCGCCAUGCAGGUCGAGCAGAUUGCCAAGGAGAAGCGCGAGCUCAACGAGCGUCUCCGCAUCGUCGCCAAGCGCGUCGACCACCUCGAGCGUGCCUACCGCAAGGAGGAGCGCCCUCUCCUGGCCGCCGACUACGACCGCCAGAAGAAGGACGACCUGGAGAACCACCACCGCGCCAACGCCGACGCUCGCGAGGCUGCUAUUGCCCAGCAGAAGCACGCCAUAGAGCUCAAGGCCCGUCUUGGCCGCAUGAUGCCCGACUACGUCGCCGCCCGCUCGCUCGUCGAGUCGCAGCGCCAGGCCGAGUUUGAGGCUGCCCGCACCGCCGCCGCUCAGCGUAUCGCCGAGGAGAAGCAGCGUUUCCUCGCCGACGUCCUUGCCCGCCGCAAGGCCGAGAAGGAGGCUCGCGACGCCGAGAUUGCCGAGCGCGAGGAGGAGGAGCGCCGCAUCGCCGAGCAGGAGGAGGAGGAGGCCCGCGCCGCCGCCGAGCAGGAGGAGGAGGAGGCCCGCGCGCGUGCCGAGAUUGAGCAGCGCAAGGCGGAGGCCGAGGAGAAGGCCGCCGCCCUCCGUGCCGAGCGCGAGGCCCAGCGCGCAAAGGACGCCGAGCUCAUCCGCCGCCAGCAGGAGCGCGAGGAGGCCGCCCUUGCCCGUCGCCAGGCUUCGGCCGGCGGUGUGUCCCGCGCCCCCGUCGCCGCCGCACCUGCUGCCGAGUCUGCCCGCCCCGCCAUCGCCGGUAUUGCCCCCGGUGGCUGGCGCGAGAAGCUCGCCGCCAAGAAGGCCGCCGAGGCCGCUGGCGGCGCUGCCCCUGCCCCCGCACCGGCUGCUGCUGCUGCCCCCGCCGCCGCCCCCGCUGCCGCUGCCGCCUCGCCCUUGGCCAACGGCACCCCGGAGCGUUCCCCCGCCGGCACCCCUCCUGCCGGCGCUGACGGUGCCGCCCCCGAGCGUGGCGGCGCCUGGCGCCGCGGUGGCUCGGCACGCGGCCGUGGUGCCCCCCCAGCGCCUACCCGUGGUGGCGGUGCUGGCAGGUGCCUGUGCACGUCGCUGCCUGGUGACGCGCUGUCGCCGCUGCUGGCGCCUCUGGCGGGCCUGGACGCCGUGGGCACGUUCCACGCCGCUGCCAGUGCCCCCACCUCGUUGGCCACCACCUCAUCCUCCUCCUCCGCGCCUUCCCUCGCCAUCGCAGCGUUCACGCCCGAGCAGCACGAGACCGUGUCGACGUGGUACGUCUCCGAGACGGGACGGGGGCCCGCCGAGGUCGGCCGGUGGCACCGCGUCGGCACGGACUGGAUGGCGGACACGCGCGGGGACACUGUGGGCGAGCUCGAGGCGGCGCUGGAGAAGGGCGGGUGGGAUAGCCUGUGGGCGCCAGAGGAUAAGGGGGUGGUGUUGGGUGAUGGGCGGGAUACGGACCGAGCGACCGCGGUCGUGGCGUUGACGGACGGCACGCCGCAUCCCGUCCUGGCUGCAAUGGACGCGUACCCCAACGCCGUCAAGCUCGGCAUCAUGUCCGCCCCGACACCGUUCCUCACCGGCCGCCCACACACACUCUUCCACAAGGGCCAGCCGUAUUCGGUCGGCAGCGUCGGUCUCGUGUUCUCUGGUAUGCCUGCGCCAGCGGUCGAGACAGAGUAUGGCGUGGAGGCACUGGACAAGGAAUACGUCGUUGAGAGGUGUCGCGGAAACCUCCUCUUGUCAAUGGAAGGCGCGCCCAACCCCACACAAACGUUGAUUCUCGCACUGCAACGGCGUGAUGUCGGCCGGCCAGCCAGCUUGACCAAGGACGAGGACUUUUACCUGGCCAUCACGGACCCAAAGUCUGACGGGAACACCACGACGCAGGACCAACGACGCAUUGUGCGUAUCCUCUCAGGCGACCCCAGCCGCGGAUCGCUGGGCGUCGACACGGAGAUGUCGCUGCUCCCGGGCCAGACAGUGCAGUUCAUGCAACGCACGCGCAACCGUACCACCGCUCCGCCGGCAGCACGACGCACGUCUUCCUCCAGCUUGACAUUCUCGGUUCUGCCGCGUGCAGACGAGGCGGACUGGUCUGCGCCGCCCGAAGAGACGGGUGAGCCGGUGACGCUGGACGGGUUCAUGGUCGCGUCCGAGGGCGGGAUGGUGUAUGCGCCGCCGGGCGGCACGACGAGCGUGUGUGCUGUGGCGGACGCGACGUGGUAG